ACUCAUGCAAAUAGAGGUUGUAAAACAGGUUGUGCUGAUUCUAGUGACUGACCGUUGAUUCACUUCCUUUCCUGCCCUUUCAUUAAGCCGAGUAACAGAUGCUAACAAUUUAUAUGAUGUAUCGCUUGAUGUAUUCCUCAGUUGUAAGUCACUUUGGAUAAAACCAUCUGCUAAAUGAAUAAAUGUAAAUGUGUCACAUUGAGCUAAAUAUGCUCUCUGUUCCCUGUGUAGGUGUGGCUGCUGUCCCUCCCUAAUGCCUGUUUCUCCAGGCUAUGCACGUCUUAACCAAAAUGAGCCUAUGAACUCUUUGCGCAUCUCUGUUGGAGGGCUCCCGAUGCUGGCUUCCAUGACUAACACCACCGACUCCCGCUUCCGCAUCAAAUGGAAAGCCAUUCUGGUGAUAGCAUCAGCACUAGCCUUCGUCCUCCUCCUCUACAUUCAGCUUUUGCCCUUCCACCCUCAUCCCAGAGGAAAAUAUGGUUUGAGGUUAAACCAUCAGGAGGUGAGAACGGAGGGCCAUUACAAUGACACAUACCCCCUCAGUCCACCAGAGCGCACCGCACAGGGCACACGCUACCGUAUAGGGGUCAUCGCUGACCUGGACACGAACUCACUCAGCGACAAGAAGCUGACCUGGUUUAGCUACAUGCUGAAGGGCCACCUCCUGGUGUCCGAGAGUGGAGAUACAGUGACGGUUGAAUGGGAUCAGGACAGGGUGGUCUUGGAAAGCCACCUGGCAGAGAAGGGGCGGGGCAUGGAGCUCUCCGAAUUAGUGGUAUUUAAUGGCAAACUGUACAGCGUUGAUGAUCGUACGGGUGUUGUAUAUAACAUAGAUGGACUCAAGGCAGUGCCCUGGGUCAUACUGCCAGAUGGGGACGGCUCGGUGUCAAAAGGGUUUAAGGCUGAGUGGCUUGCAGUGAAGGACGAGCACUUGUAUGUUGGGGGUUUGGGGAAGGAGUGGACCACCACCAGUGGAGAAGUGCUGAACGACAAUCCUGAGUGGGUAAAAGUGGUGGGAUUCAACGGAGAUGUACAGCACCAGAACUGGGUCCCUAAGUACAAUGCUCUCCGCAGCGCUGCAGGCAUCAGUCCGCCCGGGUACCUCAUACACGAGUCUGCAGCCUGGAGCGACACAUUGCAGCGCUGGUUCUUCCUGCCACGUCGUGCUAGCAGCGAGCGAUACGACGAGACCGCAGAUGAGCGAAGGGGCACCAAUCUGAUGCUCAGCUGCUCCCCAGACUUCCAGGACAUUAAAGUGAGAGAUGUUGGGCCCCUGAACCCUACACAUGGCUUUUCGUCAUUCAAGUUUGUCCCGAACACAGAUGAUCAGAUUAUAGUUGCCCUAAAAUCUGAGGAGGAUGCUGGGAAAAUCGCCACUUACAUUGUGGCGUUCACCCUAGAUGGCAGAAUCCUGCUUCCUGAAACCAAGAUUGGGGACGUGAAGUAUGAGGGACUCGAAUUCAUUUAGUGUCAGAGGGAUUUUUCUGAAGGUAAACACAUGCUGAGGACUAGUAAAUACCUUCUUUUAGAUGAUGUACGUCUAGAUGUGGACAUUGAGGUGUAUUUUUGUUGAAAUAGUUGAAUGAUGUUCAAAUAAUGCAGACUGGCUAUUGGCAGCAACUGCCUAAAGAGACUGAAGGAUUCGGUACAUGUUGAACCUUUAUUUUAAGAGACAUGUCAGAGCCUUCAUCAAAAGUUUUUCAUUGCCAUUUUCAACAAUGACCAUUAGUGGUUUCACGACAGCACUGUACUUACUGUGUAAUGAAUGUAACAGAAUGAAUGAAGUGAUAGACUGUAGUACAUAUAUAUAAAAUUGUUUACUGUACACAGAUUACAGCAGUUGACGUGGUUUUGAUGAAUGUUUUUUUUUUAAAUCAUGCUUUUUUUUUUACUUUCUUGAUAAGUGUCUUAAGCAGAUCAGCUACUUUUAAAAAUAACUCUUAAAAAACUCAACUGUCACAAAAUGAACUUUACUUUUCAUUGAUGCACCAGAGCUGUUUAUUUGUUUUUGCUGUUUUUUUUUCCUUUUUUUUUUAAACAACAGAUUGAAGGGUUUGAAGAAAGAGUUAAGUGUACCUCAUUUUAUUUUAUCCAAUUGCUUGAAUCAGUCGUAAUCACUAAAUGACCAAAAGCCAGUUGACUUGACUCGAGCCAGUAGGUAAGCACCCAGUAAAUAUUUCCAUUAAGAUUUGUUGAACUCCCUGAGACACCCCAGUGGUUAUCUUAUGUGAUAGACAACAACCUUGAAGAGUCUGCAAGUGAGAGAGGACCAGUGAAGAUCAGUACCAGCGAUGCUCUUUUCUGAAAUAGCAUUGUUUGGAUUUCAGAAGGAAAUGUGCCAACUAGAAAACUGUACAUACUACUAAUAAAUAAAAUUAUAGUGAUAUGUACAUGGCGAAAAACCCAGUGUUAAAUUAUCUCUCCCCAGAGUUUAUUUGUGUCUACACUCAAAGUGUUAAAAGUAACAUUGAAGUUAAAGGGGCCAUUUGAUGCUGCUAAAAAUAAUUUCUAGUUUUUAAUUGUCCUCUUCCCACACAGUGAUGUAGACAUGUGGGAGCAUGUUAGAAUGAGCCGUUUUAGGGGAGUGUGGUUGACUCUUAACUUUUAUAAAUAAUUUAUCUUUGGGUUUGAGUCUUUGCAAAUUUACAGAUCUUAUUUAUACCUCAAGAGCUUGUAACUAUCCAAAGAGGAAGGAAACAUUUAAACCGCAUCAUAUGACCCCUUUAGGUGUUUAAUUGAGUGAUUAUUGACCAUUAUUUAAGACCCUGAUGUUAACAAGCAGAAUCACUGAAUAAAAGAGUCAACAUUUUUUGGUCAACA
Molecule: messenger RNA, 2820 nt
Organism: Carassius auratus (goldfish)
Lineage: Eukaryota; Metazoa; Chordata; Actinopteri; Cypriniformes; Cyprinidae
Product: soluble calcium-activated nucleotidase 1-like
Exons: 3
Coding region: 254-1468 (404 amino acids)
Biological process (GO): proteoglycan biosynthetic process
Molecular function (GO): GDP phosphatase activity; UDP phosphatase activity; calcium ion binding
Source: RefSeq, a predicted model, not a curated record